Messenger RNA from Phoenix dactylifera (date palm), 1640 nucleotides. NCBI's taxonomy places the organism in Eukaryota, Viridiplantae, Streptophyta, Magnoliopsida, Arecales, Arecaceae. The record is from RefSeq and is a predicted model, not a curated record.
CACUGACCUUGAUUGACAACAUAAAUUUUUAGAUUAUUUAUACAUCAACUAAAUUUUUUUAAAAAAAACUAUUGCAUGCUAUUGCAACUAUAUAUUAUCAUAUUUUUUUUGUUGUUUUUACUGAACCCAAUCAGCCCCCUCUGUGCCUAGCACACCUAGAUAGCAACCAAAAUCCCAAACAUGUCAUGUGUUCCAAACCCAAAUGGACCCAAAACGGAAACCCACCAACCCAACGGGUCCGGUUCAUGACGGCAUCCAAGAUCCAGAACCAAUUUAAUUCAUAAUCAUAUGCCCUCACCUAGCUUCCAGAUAUCUCUUCACCUAGCUUCCAGAUAUCAUCCCUCUUUGCCCGAGCCGAUCGCUAUGAAAUGGAACAAGACAAGAUUCCAGACAAGCGGUUCUGUCCACCUUUCAACACACUCCCCCUACGUGCCACUCCUCCCAACCUCCCUCCUCCCACGUGUCCACACUUUUCUACCACCUUUCUUAUUAUAACCUCCUCUCUUCCCCAUGCCACCGCCUCCAUUCGCCUCUCCUCCCCCCAUUCUUGUUUGCAGAGUUCUCAUACCAAGCUAUAUAUAGAUAUAGGACUCCCAAGGAGGAAGAAGAACAGGCUGAGGAACAAGUAGAAGAAGAGAGGAUCCAAUACUCCAUCCAACCAUGCCGGCUCGCCCUCGUUUCACCUUCGGCCGGACCGAGGAUGCCGUCCACCCCGACACCAUGCGCGCCGCCCUCUCAGAGUUCAUCGGCACGGCCCUCUUUGUAUUCGCCGGCGAAGGCUCCGUCCUUUCCCUCGAGAAGCUGUACAGGGACACCUCCACCGCUGGCGGCCUUGUGAUGGUUGCCAUAGCCCAUGCCUUGGCCUUCUUUGUUGCAGUCUCCAUCGCCUUCAAUACCUCCGGUGGGCACAUCAACCCGGCUGUCACCUUCGGUGCCCUUGUCGGCGGCCGGAUCUCCGUCAUCCGUGCCAUCUACUACUGGGUGGCCCAGCUCCUUGGAGCAAUCGUAGCUUCACUCCUUCUAAGGCUCACAACAGGAGGCAUGAGGCCGCUGGGGUUCUCACUGGGAUCAGGCAUUGGAGAGUGGCAUGCAGUAGUGCUCGAGAUCGUGCUGACGUUCGGGCUGGUCUACACCGUCUACGCCACGGCGAUCGACCCGAAGAGAGGACAUCUCGGCACCAUUGCACCGCUUGCCAUAGGCUUCAUCGUCGGAGCAAACAUCCUCGCCGGCGGCCCAUUCGAUGGUGCUUCGAUGAACCCGGCACGGGCUUUCGGUCCGGCGCUCGUCGGCUGGCGGUGGAGGAGCCACUGGGUGUACUGGCUUGGGCCUUUUGUGGGUGCCGGACUUGCAGGGCUUAUCUAUGAGUUCCUUGUGAUCCCCGCGGAGGCUCCCCAUGCUCACCAGCCCUUAGCUCCUGAAGAUUACUAGAUAGUCCGAUCCGAAGUGUGCGAGUUCGUCUGAUCCGUUGUUUUGUUUCUGCUUCAGUUGUUUGAUCGUGUGUAGUGGUUUGUAGAACGGUAUUUCUGGGAACGCCAACCUCCUUCCAAUGUCCAUGGUUAUCAUCACUAAUGUACUCGCUUUUGUGUGUGAGAGAGCGUGUUCUGUAUCGGAUGAAGAGCAAUGCCAUUUUAGAGUUCUGG